Messenger RNA from Melospiza georgiana, 1225 nucleotides. RefSeq names its product T-lymphocyte activation antigen CD80-like. Bases 93 to 1013 code for a protein of 306 amino acids. The transcript has 7 exons. Gene Ontology annotation, cellular component: external side of plasma membrane. NCBI's taxonomy places the organism in Eukaryota, Metazoa, Chordata, Aves, Passeriformes, Passerellidae. Gene Ontology annotation, biological process: immune response; cellular response to lipopolysaccharide; cell surface receptor signaling pathway. The record is from RefSeq and is a predicted model, not a curated record.
AUGGCCUGGCACUGAGCCCCUGCAUCCUCCCUGCUCAGGGCUGGCUCGGCGCUGCUCCGCCAGGGAAACGCCAGCCCAGGAGCUGCAGGAAGAUGAUGUGCCUGCCUGCCUCCCCACCGGCGCUGAGGACGUGCCUGAGGCUCGGGCUCUUGGUGCUGCUCUGCCUUGGGAUAGGCCAAGCCCAGGAGAAGAAAGAGGUCAAAAGCAAAGCGGGGGAAAAGGCCAGCCUGCCUUGUUGCCAUGAAAUCCCCAGCUCAGAAAGCCUGCACAAGUACCGGGUGUACUGGCAGAAGAACGUCACAGACGUGGUGCUGGCCUACUCGGAGGGGAAGGUGAUCUCCCAGCACGAGCGGUACCAGAACCGCACGGAGAUGGACCCCCGGAACCUCACGCUGUGGAUCUCCCCCCUGGAGAUCCUGGACAACGGCUCCUACCAGUGCGUGGUUCAGCGCAACUCUGUGCUGGUGUGCAGCGAGUCUGUCGUCCUCUCUGUCACAGCUGACUUCAGCAAGCCCAACAUUACGGCAGAAGUGUCCGCUGACUCCUGCGAGUUGACUGAGAUGGUGAUAACCUGUUCUUCUCACGGAGGUUUCCCCAAGGCUAGGCUCUCUGGAGCCCUCAACAACGUGUCCAUGGAGUGGAAUGCCAGCUGGGUGUCUGAGUCCAGCUUCAGCCCCUACAAUGUCACUGGAAAAAGGGUGCUCAACGUGACCAAAGACGUCACCGUCACUUGCUCCGUUGAAUACAGUGGCUUUGCCACGUCCAACAGUUUGCUUCUGAAAAAAACAAACAACUGCAUUGUUCCUCCUGCGCCUCCACCUUAUAAUGUCAUUACUGCUUCAAUUAUCAUCGUUAUCACCUUCAUUCUGGCUAUCACCCUGGCAGCAAGAUACCUCCCAAGGCAUGUUUGUUCUCGCUGUUGCAAGCACCAGGAUUCUGUGGAAGAGGGUGUGAAAGAACACACAAAGGCACCCGUGAUCUCUAAAGUGACAGCUGAAACAUCAUCUGUAUGACCAGAUAGCAUUUGCAGGUUCUUGACGCUGUGCAUCCCGCGCUGCAGCCUCCACUGCUGGUUGUACAGCGAUGCUUGCUGCCUUGGCUCUCUGGAGGGGGUGGCAGCAGCAGAACUCUCUGCUCACCACGGCUGGAACACGACCUCCUGUGGACGAUGCAACCCCUGCCCACGGCACAGAAACCCUGCCGUGCCCUCGCUACAGGCAUUCCA